Culicoides brevitarsis is the source of this 1026-nucleotide messenger RNA. RefSeq names its product sn-1-specific diacylglycerol lipase ABHD11-like. NCBI's taxonomy places the organism in Eukaryota, Metazoa, Arthropoda, Insecta, Diptera, Ceratopogonidae. Bases 68 to 1000 code for a protein of 310 amino acids. Gene Ontology annotation, cellular component: mitochondrion. The transcript has 5 exons. The record is from RefSeq and is a predicted model, not a curated record. Gene Ontology annotation, molecular function: carboxylic ester hydrolase activity.
UUAGUAAAAGUGUUGACAACAAAAUUUUUGUUAAGCAAAAAUCAUUUUAAAAAACUGUUUUUCGAGGAUGUCAGUCGUUUUGAAGCACUUUUUUCGUGUUCCAACGUCUCAUUUUGGACCCAGAAUUGCUCGUUGUUACUCGACAAAGUUAGUUCCUGUUCCUUUAGCUUAUGCCUCGUACGAAAAGUUAUAUAAAAGUUGCAAUGAUUCCACGAAUAAUCCGAUGAUUGUGAUGCAUGGACUCUUCGGAGCGAAAGGCAAUUGGAAUUCCUUGUGCAAGGCAAUGCAUGCGAAGACAAAUCCCUCGAAAAGAAUUAUCAGUGUGGAUGCUCGUAAUCACGGCGAAUCCCCGCAUACCCCGACGCACUCUUACGAACUCAUGGCGGAAGACAUUGUCGAGCUGCUGCGAACUUUGGAAAUUAAAAAGGCGAUUUUAGUCGGACACAGCAUGGGAGGUCGUUGUAUGGCUUAUGUUGCUUUGAAAUACCCCCAUUUAGUGGAAAAACUCAUCGUUGUCGAUAUCACGCCCGUUCCUGGAUUGAAACUUGGCACAAGUCAAACCGAUAUUCCGUUUUUUCUGCAAGCGAUGAAGAGCAUUAAAAUUCCGGCAGAUCAAACAAUUCAUCAAGGGCGAAAGUUCGCGGAUGCCGAGUUGAGUAAAAUUAUUGCGGAAAAGUCGUUGCGUGAUUUUUUGAUCACGAAUUUGAUGAAAGAAGAUUCCGAUGGGGAAUUUCGAUGGCGCAUUAAUAUCGAAGCGCUCGAACAAAAUUUCGAAUCGAGCAUCAUGAAUUUUCCGCCAGUUGAUGGACUGAGAUAUGAGGGCAAGACGCUGUUCAUCGGGGGAGAGAUGAGCGAUUAUAUCAAAAAACAAGACUUUCCAAAGAUACAAGAGCUCUUCCCGAACUCAGAACUGACAUAUGUGAAAGGAGCGGGACAUUGGGUUCACUCACAAAAGCCGAACGAAUUCCUCGAAUUAGUGCUGAAUUUCAUAAAAAGCUAAAAAAAAUUAUUUAAAUAAAUUUUACU